Molecule: messenger RNA, 2260 nt
Organism: Gaeumannomyces tritici R3-111a-1
Lineage: Eukaryota; Fungi; Ascomycota; Sordariomycetes; Magnaporthales; Magnaporthaceae
Exons: 2
Coding region: 184-1476 (430 amino acids)
Biological process (GO): rRNA processing
Molecular function (GO): snoRNA binding
Source: RefSeq, a predicted model, not a curated record
GCAGGUUCACGCUUUGACAACCGCGGCCCAUCAAUUCAUCGCUUGCAGAUGCGCGUGACGACUAAGCUCACCACUCUUGGAGCACAUACUGAGCAGACAAGCCGAGCUUGAGCCCAGCCACAAAACAGACAUCUCCAGCUCCUGUCUUCUCGCUGUUGGAUCUUGGCGUUGGCAUAGGUCGGGAUGGCGCCGACACCUAAGAAGCUCUCCAAGCGAGAGCAGCAGCAGUCUCCUGCCGCCCCGCCUCGGGCGCCAUCACCAGCCCGGACCGAGGCCAAGCCAAGGUCAAAACCUCCGCCGGCCAAGAAGCAGAUAGAGGUGAUAGAGCUCUCGUCAGACUCCUCCGACUGUUCGGACCUGAGCGGCGACGAGAGCGACGCGCCCGUGGCUACCCCCGCGCGGCCGGCUGCUGCUGCGACGACGACGCCAGGGAGCAGCGGCUCGAAGCGCAGCUCUGCCCAGGCGGGCAACGACGCCGGCGACGAAGAUGGCCCGUCGCCGUCCUCGCCGGCUGGCGACAGCCCCACUUCCAAGCGGCAGCGCAAGCUCGCUGUCAGGGUUAAGGAGCCCACCCAGCCCGGCGAUGCUGCUGCUACCCCGAUCGCCUCCAGCAGAAAGAGCCCGGGCGGCAGGGGCAGUCUCGUCAAAAAGACGCCCUCGACGCACGUCCGCUUCGGCGACGACGAGGACGACGACAGCAAGGAGCAGUUCUACACCCCCCUCGAGGUCCCCGCCAGGAACCCCCUGGACGCCGCCGGUGCUGCUGCCGCUUCCCCCAGAAAACAGGAAGAGCAGAGGCGACAGGAGGGUGGCGGCGCGGAGGACGGCGAGUCAGAAGAGGAAGAUGAUGAGGAUGACGAGGACGACGAUGACGCUCCCCCCGAGGCGGUCUCAUCGCACGCCGCUGCGCUGGAGAACAAGAAGCUUGACCAGAUCGCAGCCAAAGCCGCAGAGAUGCAAGCAGCUGCUCAGAGGCAAAAACGUCAGCGGCGGGACGUGCUCCUCAAGGCCCAGGCCCAAAAGCGCGUAGAGGGCGAGGCGGAGCAAAAAGCAGCAGCAGAAGCAGCGGCGGCAACGGUGGCCACCACCGAGGAGCAGGCGAGUCCCUCCCGCAAGGAAAAGAGCCGAGUGCCCGAUCUCCUCCCCGCCGAGUUCCUCGAGUCAGACGACUCGGACUCGGACGACGACGGGGACGCGGCGGCGGGCCCGGGCCGGAAGCGGAGGAGGGCGGCGGCGGCGGCGGGGAGGCCCAAGAAGAUCAAGUUCGAGACGGCCGAGCGCGCGGCGGCGCGCGACGAGGGCCGCGGCCCCGCGGACCAGCGCGUCGGCGGCACCGUCUACAGGGUGCUCAAGAGGCGCGGCGACGACGGGCUCGCGCCCAAGAGGAGCAAGUACGCGGCCCACCAGAAGAGCGCCCUGUUGGCCAGGGGCCGCGUCCCGGUGCGCAGGAGUGGCGGGUUUCUUUUGAAGAAGUAGAUGGGGGGUGGGGUUUGGUUUCUUGCAUGGUGGCUUUGCAGGCUCACUGCUGUGGAUACGAGCAAACACAUGUUGCGGGUGAACGCAUUGUCCGGGCGAGGAAUUGGCAGUAUCCAAACAGUUGAAUAAAGCGCAGCCCAGCUUCAAGAGCCAUAAUCAUGAUCACGGGAGAAUACAACCGGCAGCACCCAUGCUCAUCUGGAACUCAUUCGCUAUUCCCCGUCGCAACCUUGAGACCCGAGUUUUUCUCCACCUCGUCUGUUUUACAGCCGUACCUAUCCUCCUCCUUCCUGCCGUAUUUUUGUCAGCCGACCUCUGGUCCAGGGCCCACGAGCUUUGCUACUGGGUGCUGAGAAUAGAGAUGGAGAAUAUGUGAGAGAAGAACCACGCGUGCAUCAGGAUUGGCUAGGAGAGGAACAAGAGAGACAGAGAGAGAAAAAAAGCAGAGAAAACAGAACCCCAUUUUUUUUGGAGCUUCCCACCCACCCGAAAAUGUCAUUUGCAGUCGUCACAGGUGCCUGUCCAACUCGUCAUACCGGACAAGUCGGGCGAGAGAAGAAAAAGGGGAGAGGAGGGGAGGAAGAGGGCAGCGGGGAGCAUAACAACAAACAGGAAAGAAUUCAGGACCGAGUACUUCCAAUUUAUGACGUGGGUUUUUGUUCCGCCCUCCUUCUCUGGGGGAACUCCAGAUCCAUCCCAAACGUUGUGUCCGAGUAGAGAGGAAGAGUAAUCAAAUCGUACAAACAAAACAUCUGACCGGUUUCCCACCUCCCUUGACGAGUAA